GCUUAGGGGUUUCCAUUGAUCCACAGUAAUAGGUAUUACAUUUUUCAACAUCAUCAUCGUCAGCCGAGAGGAAGGUGAGCGAGGUCAACUUUUUCGCAGCGGCGAGGUAAAUCUCGUUGAAGUGGGUAACUGGGGGGAAUCCUCGCAAGGAGGAAAACAUCGACAAAAAUCUUCUUCACUUCUCGUCUUCGAGACUUUCACAAUGUAUUUGGACGGAGCCGAAGGCGUCUUUGAGUUCCUGCGGGGCAACCUACCUUUCUACGUGAUCGUUUUCGUGCCACUUUUAAUUGCCAUUUCGCCGGUCACGCCUGUGCUCGGAGCCCACGAGUUCACCGUGUACCGCAUGCAGCACUACGAUUUGCAAGGAUCGCCGCACGGCUGCAGGAGCUCAGCGGUGAACACGGAGGCAAGAACAUUACACUCGUCCUCGUACGGUCGGAAAGUGGUGAUAGCCCGGCUGGGCGACCUCACGCAUGGCCAGUUCAGCGAGGUGGUGCAGCAGGGGGCGGCGGGGCUGCUCAUCCUCCUGCCCGUCAACACGAGCACCAUUUCACCGGAGAAACAGAAGAGGCUGAUGGAGCUAGAGCACAUCUUGCAAGAGGACACGGUCCCCAUACCCAUCUACUUUGCCUACGAGACGGAAGAACUGAGCGACAUGUAUCGGAGCGUCCAGCGGACUGCGGACAGCGGCCGUUCGGGCAGUGUUGCCCAAGAACUGUGGGGGAUGCUGAAGGCAAGCGGAUUCCAGCUGGUCGUCUCUGGAAGCCAAGCCAAAGUCAUGUCGGAUGUCCAGCUCUCAAGCAUACAGGGCAAGCUGUCUGGGUUUGGAGUUGAGGAGCAGCUCCCCACAGGGGUGAUCGUGGCUCACUAUGACACUCAUGGAAUCAGCCCAGCUCUGGCGUUUGGAGCUGACUCCAACGGGAGUGGAGUGGCGGCGCUUCUGGAACUGGCUCGCCUGCUUUCCAUGCUGUACACGAGCUCCAGGACGCAUCCACAGUUCAACCUUGUGUUUCUGGUCUCGGCCGGCGGGAAGUUCAACUAUCACGGAACCAAGAAAUGGAUCGAAGACAACAUAGACAGCUCUGAGGGGAGCCUCCUGGCCGACUCCCUCUUCACCAUGUGCCUCGACUCCAUUGGUUCCGGGGACGAGCUCUACCUGCACGUCUCCAAGCCGCCCAAGGAGGGCUCUGCCGCCGCCCGACUCUUUGCCGAGCUGGAGCGUGUGGGUGCGGGCAUGGAGCCGCCGCUCAAGGUCUCCAUGAUGCACAAGAAGAUCAACCUGGCCGACGAAGUGCUGGCCUGGGAGCAUGAGCGGUUCAGCAUGCGGCGCCUACCGGCCUUCACGGUGUCGCGGCUGCCCAGCCACCGCGCCACCAGCCGGAGUUCCAUCUUCGACACCAGGGAGAAAGUGCAGACAGCCAAGUUGGCUCGGAACGUGAAGGUGAUCGCCGAGGCGCUUGCGCGCCUUCUCUACAACACCACGUUGGAUGGCUCUGAUGUGGAGGUUUUCCGGGACAGCUUGGCGUUGCAGGAGGACUACCUGGGCGCGUGGGUGGACUUCCUGGCGAGCCAGCCGAGGGGUGCCCAGCUCCUGGCCAAGGGGAAGUCGCCCCUCGUGGCCACCCUCGAGCAGGGGCUCGGCCGGCACCUCAAGGAGGUCAAGGCGUCCACCUUCCGGCCGGACAAGAGGGAUCCCGAGCUCGUGUUCUACGACACUGCGGUUGCGGUCAUGAAUGCGUACAGCGUAAAGCCAGCCGUAUUCGAUCUCUUCCUGGCGGCCCUGAUUGGGGCGUACCUCGGCACGGUCUACCUCAUCGUCGUCAACUUCCACCAUGUGCAGAGGUUGGUUGCCCUGUUUUCGCAACCCAAAGCCAAGGUCAACUGAAGGUCGACCGGAGGUCAACUCUAGGUUGAAUCGAAGGUUGUUCAUUCCUUGCCGAUUCGACGGGCGCCCAGCGGUGCCCUGGAUCCCGCCGUCUGCCAUGCAAGCGGGGGACAGAUGCCCCGGGCAUCGUGGUUUCCCUUUACGAAACUACUGGUGCCAUUAGUGCAAACGUUUUGCUUUGGGAGGCGCUACACGCGGAGUGACAAGGUGUCUCGAUCGUGAGACUCAGCUGUGCGUUCCUCAAGAAGGUUCGGUGUUGUGCUCACGCUUGAAUAGUAGUACGACAAAUGCGUCUCUUUUUCCGACCCGUGACUUUGUUUGAGAGGGUGGCCAGUGCUUCGCUUAAUUUUUUUUAGCCUCUCCGGUUGUAAAUAUUGCAGUGCGUAGUUGUUGGCUUUGUGUGUGGGGGCGAAGGUGUUUGUGUCGAUAGAUGAAGGUUGUGUCAUUGCUGAGGGACGAGAGCAAUUGCCAAGGGUUUGGGUGUGGCCAAAGUAGCCUGCACAAUAAAACAUUGUGGAUGUUGA
This is a messenger RNA of Ixodes scapularis (black-legged tick), 2409 nucleotides long. RefSeq names its product nicalin-1. The transcript has 14 exons. Gene Ontology annotation, biological process: regulation of signal transduction. Gene Ontology annotation, cellular component: endoplasmic reticulum membrane. NCBI's taxonomy places the organism in Eukaryota, Metazoa, Arthropoda, Arachnida, Ixodida, Ixodidae. The record is from RefSeq and is a predicted model, not a curated record. The coding region runs from base 203 to 1885 and encodes 560 amino acids.